AUGGCGCGUACCAAGCAGACGGCUCGUAAAUCCACCGGAGGUAAAGCUCCCAGGAAGCAAUUAGCCACGAAGGCUGCCCGUAAAAGUGCUCCUGCUACUGGCGGAGUUAAGAAACCUCACCGUUAUCGUCCGGGAACUAAGGCUGCCCGUAAAAGUGCUCCUGCUACUGGCGGAGUUAAGAAACCUCACCGUUAUCGUCCGGGAACUGUGGCUCUCAGAGAAAUUCGUCGUUAUCAGAAAAGUACCGAAUUGUUGAUCAGAAAAUUGCCUUUCCAACGGCUGGUCCGUGAAAUAGCGCAAGAUUUCAAGACCGAUUUGCGAUUCCAAAGUUCUGCUGUAAUGGCACUCCAAGAAGCUAGCGAAGCGUACCUGGUCGGACUAUUCGAGGAUACGAACUUGUGCGCGAUCCACGCUAAGCGAGUAACGAUCAUGCCGAAAGAUAUACAGCUGGCAAGACGUAUUAGGGGCGAACGUGCCUAA
Messenger RNA from Acanthoscelides obtectus, 480 nucleotides. The record is from the annotation of a GenBank genome assembly. Lineage: Eukaryota; Metazoa; Arthropoda; Insecta; Coleoptera; Chrysomelidae.